This is a messenger RNA of Erythranthe guttata (spotted monkey flower), 1488 nucleotides long. The record is from RefSeq and is a predicted model, not a curated record. NCBI's taxonomy places the organism in Eukaryota, Viridiplantae, Streptophyta, Magnoliopsida, Lamiales, Phrymaceae.
UCAAUAUUUCUUGCAGUCAUGGAUUUUGGAACAACAAUUUUCAUAUUCAUAUUUUUUUCUAGAUCAAGACUAUAGUCUCCGAUCCCAUUUUAAUUUUCGAAAAUAAUUCCGAAUAUUUUGAAUUUUUGUUCUUUCGAAGUUGAUUCUCAAGAAACAGAGCUUAUUAGUAAUUUCUAGAGAUUUGUUAUUUUGUUUUAAUAAUAUGGAUUCAAAUCAUGUCUUUCUCUUACAUAUCAACUUUGUAAGAUCAUUUGACUUAUUCUUUUAUGUUUUUUCAAUAGAAGAAUUUGCUUGAAGCCAAAACCAACAUUAUUCAGGACGGUUGAUACUAAUUUAAUUAACUAAUUUUUCUCGUGUUGAUUAUAUAUUAAUUGUUUUAGCUGGCCAAUGUUACAAAACACAAGAAGAAAAAAAAGGGCAUCAAAUCGAUCGAAAAAGUCACCGAAAAACACCAAAAACAUCGAAAUCAUUUACAUAAAAUAAGAGUUAUACAGUCUUUAUUUUACAAGCUAUUGAUUCUCAACGUGCAUAAAUUCACCAGAAAGUUUUGGUUUUUCUUCUUUAAAACUGUGUACACAGAAAAUCAAACGAAGAAAAUGUCGAUCGGUUUUCUUGUUUUCGGCCUUGCAAUUCUUUACUUUUUCUCACUUUUGGCAAAGUUUCUCCACCGAGUAUGGUGGGCCCCACUGCGCACGCAGUACGCAAUGGAACUUCAAGGCAUUAAAGGCCCUUCUUACAAGUUCGUACGUGGCAACACAGUCGAAAUCUCGAGUAUGAAGUCGAAUUCCAUGCGAGGAAACAUGGAACUGAACCAUGACAUAUUUUCAAGAACCAUGCCUCACUUUUAUACGUGGAUUAAUAUUUACGGUAAUUUUUUUUUGUUUUUCAAUGUAAUAGUACUUAUUAUUCGGUGUUGCUUCUACCAUUGGCUUACUCGACACUCGUUUAUCAAAAAAAAAAAAAAAACAGGAAAAGUAUUCUAUUUUUGGAACGGGGAGAAAGCCGAAUUAGUUAUUACAGAACCGGAGCUUGUUAAGGAAGUACUAAACAAGAGUGAAUCAUAUUCAAGAACCGACCCAGACAAAUAUAUGAGAAAGAUCAUCGGAGAUGGUAUUGUAGCAAGUGAAGGUGAAAAAUGGGUCAAAUUACGGAAACUCGCCAAUCAAGCCUUCCACGCUGAAAAUUUGAAGAAUAUGGUACCGGCAAUGGUAGAAAGCGUGGAAAUGAUGAUGAAGAAAUGGCGAGAGGAGAAAACGAGGGAAGUGGAUAUUAGCAAAGAGUUCACGUUUAUGACAUCCGAAAUGAUAUCGAAAACGGCAUUCGGGAGCAGUUAUUCGCAAGGGGAGAAGGUUUUCAAUAUGUUGAGACAGUUGUCAAUCAUUACCGGCAGAAAUGCAUACAAGACUAAGAUCCCUGUAAUAAGGUAACGCGGUCGAUCACGCACAUAUACAUGUUGAUGUUCGUAAAAGUGAUAGUUUUUUUUCUAAA